CAGCAACAGAGAAAAUGAGAGCAGAUGCGGCGGGCUCUUCCUUGCAAGGGAUCCACGAUCGGACCGAAGUGCGCAUCCUACAGCAAAUAGGUUUCGGUGGGGCAUGCUGACAACUAACCCUGCUUUCCCGUCCAUACCCCCUCAAGUACUCCGUGACUAGUUAUCGUUCACACUGUCCAUUGAGGUUGGACCUAUUAGCCUAUUAUUGCCUCAAGAGCUCCGUUAAAACCAUACCCCGAGAGGUUGUACUUCAGACCCUCGGUGUCUUGCGCCAGUUAGUUGUCGACAUAGUACCAAUAUCUCGCCGCCUGCGGUGAGAAUCGAGGGGGAGUUCGCAGAAGCAUUUGAGUGUCUGAGUGGAAGACAUACUGCUGUUUAAUUCUCUGAAGUAGGAGGGGGGUGGGGGGAAGGGGGCAAGGGAGGGUUUCGAACGUAGCGGACUUAGGCUGACGCUUAGGCGAGACAUGGCGUUAAAUGAAAGGAAAGAUUGUGUGGAGACGAAGGACUGUAGUGGUAGCGUAGAUUCAUCAAAUGGAGGAGGUGAAGAAGCAAAACUUAGCUUGGAUGAGUCCAAAGAUCAAAAUUAUGCGUGGGCGCAGCAUGUGUUUGAAUCACAGUACUUGGAUUUAAGUAACUUCUCUCCUAAAGGGUUGAUAACUCCCAGACUUGGCGAGGGAGGAGAAUUCCCUGAUUUGGGGACUAUCUGUGCGUCGCCUUUGUUUUCUGAUCAAUUGAAGUUUCUUCAAAGUUGGAGUCCCAGAUUACCCCCCAAUUCUGAGUUAGUUUGGAGUCCAAAGGUGAAUAACGUGGAGAAUUCCGAGUCUGUUUCAACAUCUACACAGAGUGGCGAGAGCGACCCAGGUAGCAGUAAUCCCAUGGUGACAAGUGACUCUGCUGCCUCUGGUUCAAGAGAGGAGACAAAGAAGUCGCGCAAGCGACUCAACGUCGAGUGUACUUCGGAAGGAAGUAAUAUCUCGGGGGUCGAAGACGUGCCGAAAAACAAACGGAAUAAUUCAUCAUUAAUUAAGCAGAUUCAGAAGAAUAAGGGUCCAAAGAGACUGCGGGAGCCACGAUAUGCAAUCAAAACGAGAACAGAAGUAGACGUUAUGGAAGAUGGUUACAAAUGGCGGAAGUAUGGCCAGAAGCCCGUGAAGAACAGCCCUCAUCCCAGAAACUAUUACCGGUGCACAACUGCUCAUUGUCCUGUUCGAAAGCGAGUGGAAAGGUCCACUGAGGAUCCUGGCCUUGUCAUCACCAGCUACGAAGGAACGCACUCUCAUCCCAAGAUAAACCAAACGAAGAAUUCCUCUGGAGAUCUCAAUACUUAUGAAGCUGAAAGUCUGCAAGAGUCUAUAAGCCAACUGCAGAAGGGGCUACCUGCAAUGACAUCCGCGUUACCAAAUCUUGUGUCUCCACAGGACAAUUUGGGGCUACUUCCAAAUCUAGACAGUUUACUUACAGGUUGGCCAUCCCUAAUGAACCGCAACCAACAGCCUCCAUCCCUUCAGGACAACAUGAGCUUCGUAAUGGCGUAUCAGAUCGUAAGGCUACAAUUUGAAUUGCAGGCCAGAGCUCAGCAGCUAAUGAGAUACACUGCCGCUCAGCAGAGUCUUGCAGGUGGACUUCCGAAGAAUCCUUUCAACAUCGAUCCACAAGGUUUUACUCAAUUUCCGUUGCCGGACCUUCUAAGCUUGAUGCAGAAUUAUACCGACCUCUCCGGAGAUUCUAAUCAGUUGGAGCCGAACCAUGUUCCAAAACCAGAACCCAUAAUGCAGAGCAGUCUUCUUGCUAGGCGCGCCAAUGCAGCCAGGCUCAGGACAAGCUCCCUUAAUCCCAACAUGGAAAGUUCCCUAAAGAGGCAACAAUUCAUGACGCAACAGGGGAUGGCUGCACUACACAAUGCAGGUCCGCCUUCGGAACAGAACACGUCAGGCCCCGAUCAAGCUCCAGGGCCAGCGCCUAGUUCACGACAGUUGUAAGGAUUAACUAGAUUAGAGAAGUUAGGAGUAAGAUAAGCAUUGUAUAAAAUUUUCUUCAUGGUAGUACUGGAACUCCAUACUUCUCAACCGUUUCCCCAGAUUGAUUGGUUGAUUUGCAUAAGCUUUCAAGUUUGUUACGAUGUUUGAAUGGCAUACGAGCCGCAUGUAUUCAUGA
Messenger RNA from Physcomitrium patens, 2154 nucleotides. RefSeq lists its product as uncharacterized. The record is from RefSeq and is a predicted model, not a curated record. Gene Ontology annotation, molecular function: DNA-binding transcription factor activity; sequence-specific DNA binding. Gene Ontology annotation, biological process: regulation of DNA-templated transcription. NCBI's taxonomy places the organism in Eukaryota, Viridiplantae, Streptophyta, Bryopsida, Funariales, Funariaceae.